CCUCUAUCUCACUGGCCGUCAUAACAAAAUACUAAAAAAAAACGUAGAAGAGAAUGUCAGAGGGAGAGGAUGAGAUCACGAGGGUCUUCAAGGUACGUCGCACGGUGUUGCAGAUGCUGAAGGACAGAGGCUACAACAUAGAAGAAUCUGACAUAGAGUUGAAAAGAGAAGACUUCGUUCAAAACUUUUGCAAAGCUAUGAACAAAGUCAACAAGGAAGCUCUCUUCGUGACAGCCGACAAGGGACCAAAUCCAGAAGACAAGAUUUACGUGUUCUACCCGGAAGGUCCUAAGGUGGGAGUCCCAAUCAUUAAAAAAGACGUGGUGAUGAAGAUGAGAGACGAUAAAGUCACUCGUGGGAUCAUAGUUGUUCCACAGCCCAUUACUGGUGCAGCCAAGAACGCUAUUAUAGAGCUGAACAAGAUUUUAACUAUUGAAGUCUUUGAGGAAGCUGAGUUGGUGACUAACAUCACCGAGCAUAAACUUAUUAACAAGUACUAUGUACUUGACAAUCAAGCUAAGAAGGAACUGCUUCAAAAGUACACGGUGCAAGACACGCAGCUGCCACGUAUCCUUGUCUCUGAUCCUGUUGCUAGAUACUAUGGACUCAAGAGAGGGCAAGUUGUUAAGAUUAGAAGAACUGAUGCUACUUCUUUGGACUAUUAUACCUAUCGAUAUGCAGUUUAGUUUGUAAUCUUGGAUUUGGAUUUUUACAAACCUUGCUUGUUCAAUGUUUUUUAUUUUAUUUGUUAUAAUAAGGGAUAAAAAAAGUCACUAUUUUCAUA
Messenger RNA from Brassica rapa (field mustard), 784 nucleotides. Its product is annotated as DNA-directed RNA polymerase subunit 5-like protein 1. Gene Ontology annotation, biological process: tRNA transcription by RNA polymerase III; transcription by RNA polymerase II; transcription elongation by RNA polymerase I. Lineage: Eukaryota; Viridiplantae; Streptophyta; Magnoliopsida; Brassicales; Brassicaceae. Gene Ontology annotation, cellular component: RNA polymerase I complex; RNA polymerase III complex; RNA polymerase II, core complex. Gene Ontology annotation, molecular function: DNA binding. The record is from RefSeq and is a predicted model, not a curated record.